UUUAAAUAAUUUUAUUAUUCAAAUUAAAUAACACUUUCCAUACAUUUAAACAAAACAAUUUGGAUGAAAUGCAAUUCAAAGUUCACUUAUUGUUCAUGCGCGCCAUCUUUCCGUGGAAAUGUCAAAUCGAGUGGAUUUUUGGUGGGAAUCGAUUGGGUCAACUUCACUUCGGUGCUGUCAUUGUGUUUGUCUAUCGGCAGAUUGUUGCAUUGAAAUAAGUAGAAAAGUCACUUCAACACAACAUCAUCAAUUCAAAAAGAAAACGUGUUCUGAAUCGAAAACCCUCGAGAAAAAAAAAGUCGCAAAAAGUAUCAGAGUAUCAAAGUAUAAGAGUAUCAAAGUAGCACGGUAGACCAAACAAAAAAGUUGCAAAGUAAUCAGAAUGAGUGGACAUCGUGCAAAACGGCGUCGCUUAAACACAGACGAGGGUGAAUCGGUCGAGUCAGACGAUUCACACGUUUCCAACGAAAGACUGCAUGAUUCAGGCGAGGCAUCGACAUCCAACGAGCCACAAAUUAUUAUCGAUCCCGACGAACAAAACCCAUCCGAUGAACAAUGGUCUGGCGAAUCGAAAGAUGACAGCGACUCAGUCUUAGCAACCUGUCGACUGCGACACGGACUGAAUGACGACUGUCUGUGUGAAGUGUUCAAAUUUCUCGCCGUGUACGAUUUGAUUCAACUGUGUGAGCUCGACAUUUAUUUCCAGAAUUUGAUAACGAAAUGGGUGAUUGGUAAGAAAUUGAUCAAUUUCACGAAAAUGGAUCCAUGUUGGACAACAAAUAAAAUCUUUCAGAUUUUUGGUAAAUCCAUGCGUAAAAUCAAGAUUGCCGAAGAGAAUACGCUAGGUUGCUUCGAAAAGUUCCUGUCUUUUGUGAAACAAUACUGUGCCAUUGGUGGAUUAACCGAUGUCGAGCUACGUUUUAGUGAGCCGACCGCUCCACAGGCCAUCAUUGACCAAUCAAUGCCACAUUUUGCAAAUCUCCGCCAAUUGGUGCUCAACGACAACUACACACGUGUUUGGUACAAAGAAUUUUUAGCCGGCAUUGCUGUGACCGCAACAAAUUUGACACAUCUGACGUUGGAGGGAGUGAAUGUGUCGGGUGAAUGGCUGACCAAUGUUGGGAUGCAGAAUUUAAAAGAGCUACGGUUGCACGCAUCAAAACGUCGUUCGAUGAACAUUCAAACCAACGAAUUGGCCGUGUUCUUGCGGUCGAAACCAAAACUGGAAAUUUUCAGCCACAUUGGUACCAGUGAUAUCACAGAUGUGAUCGAUUCAUUGACCGAAAGCUGCCCAAAGUUAAAGUCAUUUGCCGAUUUCCACUUGAACAACCCGCACGACAUUCGCACGGUGACCAAUAUCAACGCACAGAUGAUGCAUCGGUAUACAUUUGUUCGACAAUUCACUGGCGUCACCACACUCGGUCUUACAUCGUAUACACAAUGCGGCAGUGAUGUCUACUAUCCACUGAUCAAAUUGGCCGUACAGAAUCGGGUGGAAGCAUUGAAAAUUUACAUGGAUCGCAACAAUACCGUCGUUUUGCCAGAAAAUAAUCAGAUGCGCUACUCACACCGAGAUUUUGGCCAUUACACUCGUCUUCGGUCAAUUGAGCUACAAAUUCGAUCUGAUGCAUCCGAUCAAUGCGAAUUGAAUGCAGAAUUCAUUUGCGAUUUUGUGUCGAAGCUGGAAAACAUCGAGAAAUUCACUGUCAUGUGCGAACCAGCACUGAAGGAUGUCAACAAAAUUGUGGACAAAGCACCACAUUUGAAGGAAUUGGGAAUAUCACACACAAAGAUGAAGUAUUUGCCGGUGGAAAUGCUGAAAAUCGUUCGAUCAAUUCGGAAGCGUCGCAAGGCCUUGAUUGCAGACGGUAUCAACGAUCCGGAACCAUUCCAUCUGGUGGUCAACAUCAAGCAAUUGCGUGAGGUACAGGUGUACGAUGAUGUCAAGACCAUUUUGAAGGCCACUGUCGACAGCAACGAUGAAAGCCAAAGCUUCAAUUUGAUGGGAGUGUGAUGGAAUCCGUUUUUUACACACCUUUUUUUUGGAAACAAACAAAUGGAUAUUCACAUUCAAUUGUUCACGUAGACAUUAGACAUUAGCCAUUUCAUCUUACAUUCAUUUUUUUUCAUCCGAUUAACUAAUAUAACCUAUUUAAACUAUUGCAUAAGAUUGAAAUAUAAGCUAUCAGUUGAUUUAUGAAUGAAAAGCGACGAAAUUAUGGCUGUCAAUAGAUAACAAUGAAUUUUAUCUAUAAAAUAUAAUAAUAAUAUAAAAACCUUUUUUUCUGAAAGAAACUCUAUUGUUUUUCUGAAAUAGAAACCAUAAAUUGGACAUUCAUUUAAAAUUGUAUUAAACAUGAAAAAAAGAAAUUGAGAAAAAAAAGUUUAAAACGAUUUUGUUCUUAUCAAAAUAAUAAAGAGAAAAUUAUAUUUUUUUGCCCAGAAA
Messenger RNA from Sitodiplosis mosellana (orange wheat blossom midge), 2446 nucleotides. RefSeq lists its product as uncharacterized. Lineage: Eukaryota; Metazoa; Arthropoda; Insecta; Diptera; Cecidomyiidae. The record is from RefSeq and is a predicted model, not a curated record. The transcript has 2 exons. The coding region runs from base 383 to 2014 and encodes 543 amino acids.